UUGUCUUUACCAAUAAAGUUAUUCUAUGUCUGGCUGGAGAGAUGCCGGCGCAUGCGCAGUAACCGAACAGACACUGGCUCACUGUCUGCUGCUGCCCAUUCCCGGAGACUCCGCCGCCAGCCAGCCAGCAGCCAGCCGUAGCCCCAGCCGCUCCACAGUCCACAGUCCACACCCGGAACACGGAGGCCGGCCAGCAGCUGAGCGGCCGCACGGAGAGACUGGCGGCGGCGACGGACGCCCACCCCCUCCCCCAGAGGGACACCGGAGCCCAUCGGCCGGCGCACAGCAACAUCCUGACGGGUGCCAGGACCGCGAACGCGCGGGCGCGCGCCCCCGGGAGAGCCGCAAACCACAUACCUGGGAAGAUGAUGGACGCAGUUCAUUACAUCCACUUGCAGAACUUCAGCAAGUCUCUCCUGGAGACUUUAAAUGCUCAGCGCCUGGGUGGGCAUUUCUGCGAUGUCACUGUGCACAUCCAUGAUGCAACUCUGCGAGCUCAUCGUUGCGUGCUGGCUGCUGGGAGUCCCUUCUUCCACGAUAAGCUACUGCUGGGUUACUCAGAGAUUGAGGUUCCACCGGUGGUGCCCACUCAGGUGGUACAGCAGUUGGUGGAAUUUAUGUACAGCGGAUCUCUGGUCGUUGCCCAAUCUGAGGCUCUGCAGAUCUUGACGGCUGCCAGUAUUUUGCAAAUAAAGACUGUUAUCGAUGAAUGCACACAGAUCAUAUCGCAGAGUAGGGCAAACAAGCCGGUGUCUGUUGCUGGGGCGAUGGCAUCUUGUGGAACGCAGAGUAGAUCUUCCAUGAACAAAAUUCAAGAGCAGUCUAAUAAGGAUGCCAGCUGCCCACCGGCUAUAGUGAUUAGAGAUUCCAGUUGUUCCUUACAGCCUUCCUUAAGGUCCAAUGAUUUGGAGAUCAUCUCCCAGAUGGGGACCGUCGGCGAAGCACCCAAGUUAAUGUGCGCUUCUGAAGUGCGAUACAAACUAAGAGACAUGCUUUCCUCACAGCAGAGACAGCUACCAGAGGCAAGGGAAAUAGCUGUGUCUGAGGUUGAGCACGUGUCUGAUGGAGAAACCAUGUCGACAGCUUACCUGCCGCAAGCAGAGGCACCACAGAGCUGCCACAGCCGCAAACAGCGUCAGCCAGUGCGCCUUCAGCUUUCAGAUUCCAUGCCCGUUAUAAUUAAAGAUGAAGAUGAUGAUGACGAAGAGGAGGAGAAUGAAGAGAAUAAUGGAAAAGAUGAGACUGAAGAUGACAAGGGAGCAGUGUUCAGUGAGUGCAGCGGGGAUUUUACCAGUUGUGGAGAAAACGAGAAGGUACGAAGUCCUGAAGAUAAAGUCCGUAAUGCGGCAAGUGGAAGUAAAGACUCUGCUAACCAGAUGGAGUUCUCUUCCGAGGGGCCAGAUUUCUUCUCCAACCAGGAUGUAUUCUCAGAAUCGUUUAUACCUCCUUGGCAAAAUGAAGAAAACAUUGCAGAAGGAGCCAGAGAGAGUUCAAUAGAGAAUGAAGAGAAAUUCCGCCCAGACUGUAGUCUAGAUGGUUCGAGUCUUAGAAAUUUAGCUGUAGUCGCUGGCACUGACUUUAAGUCUAGCCCGCCCUUUAAUGCUCGGGGUGCAGAGCAAAGGGGACUGCCAUUCUUGGCUUCAGUCAUUCCCAAAGAAGUUAAGAACUCUGUGUCAGGUGCUGCUGUGGCCACCAGCUCCUCCAGCAUCUUUCAGUUCCACCUGAUGCAUCCCAACCAGAACCAGUCUGGAGUCACACAGAGCUUCUUCAGUGUUCAACAAGAUGGCACAAGCAAUAUCGUGCAGAUGAACUCCAAUAUGAUUCCUGGAAACGUACAAAAUGACCAGGCGCUGCGCCCCGGGCCUUCACGUAACCCAGAGCCUUCCUACGUAUGCAGUCACUGCCAGAAAACCUUCAGUUCUAGGAAGAACUAUACCAAACACAUGUUCAUCCAUUCAGGUGAGAAGCCUCAUCAGUGCAGCAUCUGCUGGAGGUCCUUCUCCUUACGAGAUUACCUUCUGAAGCACAUGGUGACCCACACCGGGGUGCGUGCUUUCCAGUGCUCCAUCUGCUGCAAGCGCUUCACCCAGAAGAGCUCGCUGAACGUUCACAUGCGCACCCACCGUCCUGAGCGCUUCCAGUGCUGCUUCUGCAAUAAGUACUUUUCCCACCGCACUCUGCUAGAGCGACAUAUCGCCACCCACACAGCUUGAUCCGUGGACCCCAAACCUACUAGGUUUCACUUACAACGUCCUACAGUGCAGGGCAUCCCCCAACACUGCUAAUAGCGAAGGGGCAGAACUGGAUGAGAAAAAAGUUGUCUUCAUAUUAGUGUAUUCUUCUGAAGAGUCUUUGAUUGAGAUUAUUCGAUUUUAUAUUUGUUGAAGUACAGAGCACUUAACGCAUGGCAUCCAAAGGUGACUUUAAUCUAGAAAGUGUGUUCAAAAUGAAGGCAGUGAUCCCACAGUCUGUUAUACAGUGGGGCUCUGUCUGGUCCACACUUGAUAUAAUGCCACGUAGUGGCCAAGAACAUUAUUUAUCUAUAGGGGCACUGAGUGUACAGACGUUACUGACCUGUAUGCCCAGUGUACGAUCGCCUAUUUCUGUAGUUCCACAUUCCAUUGAAAACAUAGCUUAUGAUGUUCUAGGGACAGGUGCUUGAUGGGAUAACUGGAUAUGACGUGUGUGCAGGAGUUUCUAUUACUUGGUAGAACAUUAGUUCAUAUCCACUGGGGACCCAUGUUCUGGCUGCUAGAACAGUAUUGUGACAGUCUACUUUUAAUUUAACAGUAUAAAACAAAUGGUAAGUGUUACUCAUUUCCCUUGUUUGGGGAUUAAGACGUCUUCAGUUAGGUGUGCUAAUAAUGUUCUACAAAUGUGGGCGCUUAGAAUGAAUGCAUUGUGGACCACCCUUUCUGCUAUCUAAAACUUUUCCCUUUAGAUCUACGGAACAUGCACUAUAUAUUACACUGAUAAUUGUCGCGUGUGCGGAUUUAAUGGCGAGCCAGUUGACAUGUUCACAUAGUACAUGAGCAUGCUAGUUUUCUUUCUAGCACUUUGCACCUGUCACAACCUGUGCAGUUUUUCUUUCCUGCCUACAUUGUCUCUCUCUCUGCUCUGAUGCUUCUACCACACUCUGGUCUGUAUUUCAGCGCUGAGACACAGGCCAGAGGGUGCUAGAAGCACCAGAGCAGGGAGCGAUGGCACAUGCAGGAAAGAAGAUCUGCAUGGGUUGUGACAGGUGCAGAGUGCUAGAAUGAAUACUUGUUGCUAUUUGAGGAAUGAAGACCAUUGAUUCCUUUUAUAUUUUAUAGUUUGUGUGUGUGUGUGUUAAAAACCAAACAAACAAACAAAAAAAAAUACAAAACAAAUAUUCUCACUAUUUGUAAAUAGACUAUUUAACCACCUUAUAUGUUUGUAUUUAUGGACGUGUGUGUGGCCUGCUGUCAGCAAUGUGUUAUAUACUUGUGUAUCUGUAUAAUCCUGUUACCUGCUUUUAAGAAUCUUGCCUAGGAAUGUAUUUAUAAUGGAGCAAAAAAAUUUGUUUUAAAGAAACAUUUUAUUUGACACCAAAAAAAACUAGAGCAUUUUUGUUUUACUGAGUGUUGCAAUUCAAGUUGUUACAUAUUUACUGCAAAUUGUAACAAGUCCAUUUGCUGGUUCAGCUUUGCAGUUUAAACACGCCUAAUAUUAUGAUUGCGAGUUAUGUUACGAUCACCUUUUUAUUUUUGUCUAGGAUCCCUCUACUGCUCAUGUUACGUCAUUUGAAAUGAAUGUAUCCCUCUGGUCAUUGGAGGUAGCCUGUUACUAGCGGAACCAAUGACAUCCCUGAAACCUGAUGCCUGUGUAUUGGGUUAGUGGACUAUUGGGAUGACAGAUCAGAUUUAAAACAAAUGUAUUGUUUACGGCUGCUGAGAUCUGAGCUGUAUAAAUAAGGGCAAAAGAGACACAAGGGCCCCCCACCAAUAUCCAUAAAAAAAAAUGACUUCUCCACUUGUACUAUGUAUAGUAGGUGGGAAUGCAGCAAGCCGUCUAAUCUGCGUCUUUUGCAUGUUAUCCAGUAUAAGUACUAGAUUUCUGCAUUAUCUUGUGCAAAAGAACAGGUGUAGGAGGAAGAGAUUUGUUUUACACCUAUGUAGUUUUUAUUGUCGCCAGAAUACCCCAGUGAUGACAACCCCACCCCAACCCCACCUUCUGUGUUACUCAUGCAUGUCUGUGUUUGUUUAUAAUACACAAGUGAAGCUAAUAUAAGUGUAAAGGCCUGUAAAUAAUAUAUGUAUCAAUAGUGCGUUCUGGUGUCACCACUUCAAUGUUCAUUGGGAAAAUGCACACCCCCUGCUGAAAAUGAUUACGGCUAUUAGAAGUGACCACGGAGAUCAAUAACCUAUAUAAAAGCAGACAACCUAGUGGGUUUGGUGCCUAUAUAUGGUUUUGAAACUCCUUGGUGACCUAUUAUAAUCUUAGUAUUUACAGUAGACGGCACGUUAUUCUAUAUCACUGCAUACAGGAACUAUCUGUGGAAUCAUUUCUGUGUUUAUCAAGGCAAUAAAAAAGCUUCAUAUUUUGGGGGUACUGUC
Messenger RNA from Pseudophryne corroboree (corroboree frog), 4577 nucleotides. It is a transcript of the gene ZBTB45, whose product is annotated as zinc finger and BTB domain containing 45. The transcript is spliced from 3 exons. NCBI's taxonomy places the organism in Eukaryota, Metazoa, Chordata, Amphibia, Anura, Myobatrachidae. The record is from RefSeq and is a predicted model, not a curated record. The coding region runs from base 366 to 2213 and encodes 615 amino acids. Gene Ontology annotation, biological process: regulation of transcription by RNA polymerase II. Gene Ontology annotation, molecular function: protein binding; RNA polymerase II cis-regulatory region sequence-specific DNA binding; DNA-binding transcription factor activity, RNA polymerase II-specific.